This is a messenger RNA of Galendromus occidentalis (western predatory mite), 3165 nucleotides long. It is a transcript of the gene Vps11, whose product is annotated as vacuolar protein sorting 11. The transcript has 9 exons. Gene Ontology annotation, cellular component: HOPS complex; endosome. Gene Ontology annotation, biological process: intracellular protein transport; endosome organization; vacuole organization. The record is from RefSeq and is a predicted model, not a curated record. Lineage: Eukaryota; Metazoa; Arthropoda; Arachnida; Mesostigmata; Phytoseiidae. Bases 226 to 3165 code for a protein of 979 amino acids. Gene Ontology annotation, molecular function: protein binding; protein-macromolecule adaptor activity.
UUAAACUUUCAGUGGAGGCGCUAUGCGUUUUUCGACAUCAAGCUCGUCAAAGACAACCUCGAGCAAGAGUUUACUUACCUUAAGGACGUGAAUGUAACAUGUGCCACCAGCGGAAGAUCUCUACUCGUUUUCGGCGAUUCGAGUGGUGUGAUUCACACCGUGACUCGAGAAUUAUCCGCGUCUUCAUUCCAAGCUUUCAAAGUAUGCGUAGAGCAUGUUCAACAAAUGCGAGAGAAUCCUAUCCUGGUGGCUGUGGGCUCCGACGAGGCUGGUAUCAACCCAGUUAUCAAGGUCUGGAAGCAGGACAAAUUGGACAUGCAAGGCGAGCCAUUCUGCGUCAAAAGCAUGCGAGCCAUCAUCGGAAACAAACCAGCAUCGGUAUCGGCCUUCCGGGUGAACGAUAGCAUGAACAUGAUGGCGGUGGGAUUCGACGAUGGUCGCUUGCUCCUCGUCAAGGGAGAUAUCUCGCGAACGACUGCAAAACAAUCCAAGCAUAUCCAUCUAACGCCUUCCGCGACGAUUUCUGCACCGAUAACAGGCAUCGAGUUCCAAGGAAGCAGUCAUAUAUUCGUGGUCACCACAGUAUCAGUGUACUCCGUGCCUCUGAACACUCGGGGUUUGGAUCCCGUCAUGCAAAAUCUGGACAAUGAGCGCGGCUGCAAACCCGGCUGCAGCGCCAUCACGGAGGCACGACGGGACUUGAAGGAGGUCCAGCUGAUCAUAGGUUGUAGAGACGCGCUGUAUUUGUAUCAGCACGACGGAAUCGGGCCUUGUUUAGCGUUCGACGCCGAGAAAGAGUUGGUCAGUUGGUUCCGCAACUAUCUGGUGUGCGUGAUUCGAGACAACGAUAAGACCAUCCUGAACAUUUACGACAUAAACAACAAAUACGUUGCGUACUCGACACCCCUUAUCGGCAUCAGUCACAUACUGCCCUCAUGGGGAGGGAGUGAGCUGGUGAUCGUUACGAAGCAAGGCAAGAUCUUUUCGCUCACUGAAAAGGCGACGGAAGACCGACUCGGAGUCCUCUUCCGGAAAAACCAGUAUGAGCUAGCCGUCAAGCUGGCCAACUCGAACAACUACGAUGGCAUCGUCGACAUUUUCCGGCAGUACGGGGACCAUCUAUACGCGAAAGGCGAGCAUGACCUCGCCGUUGCUCAAUACAUCAAGACCAUUGGAAAACUCGAAGAAUCCUAUGUGAUAAGAAAACUGCUCGACGCACAGAAAAUCAAGCAACUCACUGAUUACUUGCAAGAACUGCACAAGCAAGGCCUCGCUAAGGAAGAUCACACAACUCUACUUAUCAAUUGUUACACAAAUAUCAACAAGGUCGACACCCUGAGCAAAUUCAUCCAGAAUGUGGACCUUCAAUUCGAUGCAGAGAUUGCCAUAAAAGUUUGCCGCAGCAGCGAACUAUACCACGAAGCCUUACUACUCGCCGAGAAACACAAGAAAAACGACUACUAUCUGAAAAUCCAGAUAGAAGACAUGAAGAACUUCACUAAUGCGAUACGCUACAUCGAGAGACUGCCCUUCAAAGAGGCCGAGGAGAACCUCGAGAAGUAUGGAAAAGUUCUCAUGGACAAUAACCCGGAGCAGACCACCAACCUGCUCUGCCGGCUCUGCACGAAUUACGAGGGCCGAAAGUCGCGAGCCGAGAAGUUCAUCCACAUUUUUGUCAACAACCCGAAGCUUCUCAAAAACUUCCUCCAACAAAUUAUGUCCGAGAUCGGGGAGAAAAUCAAGCUCUCGCCAAUAAUAUACAACACCCUCCUUGAAUUGGAGUUGCAAGAGUACCGGCUAGAAAGUCAACCGUCGAAGAAAGCCUCCAAAGAAACCGAAAUCAUGUGCUUCCUCCGAGAGAAGAAAAACUGCUACGAUACUGAUCUAGCUCUUGGUUUGUGUCAAAUCAAUAAUUUCAAGCAGGGAAUCCUUCACUUGUACGAGAAAGCCGAGCUAUACCAUCAGAUCCUCUCGUUCUACACGGAAAAACAAGCCUACAACAGCAUUAUCGACGUGUGUACGCGUUUCGGAAACGAUGAUCCGUCACUCUGGCGUCACGCUCUUCUCAUCUUCGCUCAUGCAGGAGAGCACUCGAACACUAAUCAUUACUUCAUGUUGGUUUUGGAUCAUAUUGAAAAACACUCUUUGCUGCCGGCCAUAAUGGUUGUCUCGAUAGCGGCCCAGUCGAAAACCGCAACGCUCUCCCUCGUCAAGGAGUUCCUCGUGAGGCAUCUCUCUGGCGAGGGCGAGAAGAUCCGCAAUUGCGAGCAAGCGAUCAAACAAUAUAAAAAAGAAACCGAGGCCCUUCGGACACAGAUGGACGAAGUUAAGCACAAAGCGAGGGUUUUCCAGGAGAGCAAAUGUUCCGGAUGCAAAAUCGAACUCGAGCUGCCGAGCGUUCAUUUCCUCUGCGGUCACUCGUUCCACGUGAACUGUUUCGAGAAUUUCUCCGACAGCAGUGGAUGUCCGUCAUGUGCCCCCGAAAAUAACCGAGUCGCCGAGAAGCAACGUCAGAUGGAAGAAGCCAUGGAAACGCUGAACGAGGACUUUGCCAAAAUGUUUAACGAUACGGACGACGUACUCGGGACCGUCGCUGACUUUUUAUCAAGAGGAGUUUUCAAAACUGUCGACCCAUUGACUGAGGCGACCUUGAACGAGGAUAGCACCGAAUUCUCCUUAGCUCGGAUCCCGGCGGCGAAGCCGAAGAGUUUGUUUGAGAGACCCACUUUCCCGUGUCGUGUCGUUCCCGAGGAACCCGCAGCGAGAAAAUCUGUUUUUGAUAAACCCGAUCCAUUCCGCAAGCCAGUACCUAGUCAAGCCAAAGUCAGUCCCGCUCCGAAGAGGAAACCGGCUCUGGAAAGCAUCAAUCCAAAACCUCAAGAAGAAACGAAUAUUCCGUUCCGGCUCUCGGGGGAAGAGGGGUCUGAUGUGCAGUCCUUCGCCGACAACAACCCCUUCCAAGAGAGCCUUGAGACAGCGAAUAUCACACGAAGAGAAGUGAAAACUUCUCCUCCGAGGACGGCAUCUGAAAGUAAACCUGCGACAGUUCCGACCUCGUCGAAUCCUUUCGAUGGCGACGUAACGAAUCCAUUCGGUUCCGAAAGUGCCUAUUACUCCGAACAAUCCGAUAAUCCUUUCCCGACCGACGCCGCGAAGACUAGGUAA